This is a messenger RNA of Biomphalaria glabrata, 5338 nucleotides long. RefSeq lists its product as uncharacterized. NCBI's taxonomy places the organism in Eukaryota, Metazoa, Mollusca, Gastropoda, Planorbidae. The transcript has 10 exons. Bases 265 to 2973 code for a protein of 902 amino acids. Gene Ontology annotation, biological process: regulation of transcription by RNA polymerase II. Gene Ontology annotation, molecular function: RNA polymerase II transcription regulatory region sequence-specific DNA binding; DNA-binding transcription factor activity, RNA polymerase II-specific; protein dimerization activity. The record is from RefSeq and is a predicted model, not a curated record.
GAGCUAGUGACAUCAUUCAGGAGUUGUCGCAGGCGAUACAAGGCGGCUGGUCCGUCUUGGUCCUGAAUAAAAGUGUAUUUGUUUUUCGUUUUUUAAAUCACCUUAUUUUGUAUUGGCGUGUUUAUUUUGAAAUCAUUAUUUUCAUCCUUUGGAAACAAAGUAACAUAAACGCAACAAGAAUUAGAAGUAAUAAUAAGAAAAAUAGUUAUAAAAUAACAUUUCAUUAACCCAUUUCGACCUAGGACUUUUGAAUGUGUUAUCAUCAUGUCACCUGUAGAAGAUUUGACACUAUUGGAUUUCGACAGGUCAAACAAAGGGGCCUCCAAACAGAGAAGGGACCAAAUCAAUGCAGAGAUUGCAACAAUGCGAGAAUUACUCCCCUUGCCGGAGUCGUCUCGCCAACGCCUCUCCCAGCUUCAAAUCAUGUCACUGACCUGUGUUUACAUUAGGAAAUGCAACGUUCUCCACAAAUUAUUUCGAACCAAAUCUUUAGAAACGAGUCUUCCUGAAGCACUGGACUUUUUCCAGGCUUUAACAGGCUUCUUAUUGGUCACCACACGAGAAGGAAAGUUAUUGUACAUCUCAGAAAAUGUGACAGACUUUCUUGGCCAUUCAAUGGUUGACAUGAAGACACAGGGAGACAGCCUGUAUGAUAUUGUAGACAAGCGAGACCACACUACAGUGCGCAGUCAGUUGCAGCAGGGCUGUAACAUGGAGGACAAGAGGUCACUCUCAGACGUGUCCUUUUUCUGCCGAAUGAACAUGUCCAGAACUCUGAAACGCCAAUCUGGUUUUGGCGAUGUCAAGGUCAUGCAUGUCCGUGGCCACUUUAUUGGAACAGGGGCCACUGAACCUGGAUGUCCUGUGGACAGUCAGUGUGUCUUCAUGGCCACUUGCUCCCCUUUGAUCACACCUGACCUGAAGGAAAACUUGGUACAGAACAACACAAUGGUUUUCAAGACUGUCCACCAGCUGGACAUGACAUACUAUGAAGUCACAAAAACAGCUGAGUACCACCUGGGAAUGAGUUCUGAGGAACUUUACAAGAAAUCCUGGUACUCAAUGCUGUAUCCUGAAGAUAUUCAUGAAGCCAAAGAGAAACAUUUACAGCUUAUUCGCUCCAAUCAUGAAAUGGGCUGCAUGAUGACAGUACGUAUGCUGAAAGCAGAUGGGAGUGUAUUCUGGGUGAAUCUGGUCAUGCACGUACGUCAAGCUAGCCUGGCCCAGAAUGAUGAGCCACUUAUUGUCUGCAUUAAUCAAGUUAUUGAUGCACAGGAAGCCUUUCAAAUAAAAGUUCAAGGUCACAUGCUCCCCAUGUUUCCCAGUCGACCACAUGAAAUGUGGGGAAAUCAUUUUCCAUCUGGCCAGGAGCCACCCAGUGGACACUGGGUCCAAAAGAUGAGUCCAGUCUCCAUACCCAGCUACCAGAGCAACAUCCCCAGCUACAUAGGCCAGAGUGGACAGCCAUCCAUGUACAGCUCUGGCAUGUCAGUGCUAAACAAUUGUGGGAUUGAUCAGUCCCACCACCAUGACCUAAACAGUAUGAUCUCUUCAUCCUCCCUGGACCAGACUGACCAGCUGAAGGCUCGGCUAAAGAGAAAGAUCCAAGGGCCCCAUUCCAAUACCUGCAAACCAACUAAAAUUCCCCGCACCAACUGGAGUGUUGAUAGAAGUGGUGGAGGAAAUGGAUUCCCAGAGUCAGACCAGAGCCUGCCCAUGAUGGAACAGUAUUCUCAUGCACCAAUGACUGAGGGGCACUCAGACUUUUCUGGUCAACAAAUGAUUGCAGUCCCACCGAGAUACAGAAUUGGAGGACUUAUGACAGCAAAGUCUAGCCAUAAAUUUUAUGAUUGCCAAGGAAUGGUAUCAUCUAUGGGUACCAUGUUCUCAUCAGAGCAGGUAGUACCUGAUGUUCAUUUACCAGAAUCUUACCUCACCCCAGACCCUUCACCCAUUUCGUCCCCUGAACCUUCCUGCAUGACAGUGAAGACUGAGGUGAUGGACAGUGAUGCGAGAUCUGAGCCAGUGAAGACUUCACAAGAGAUCCUAAAAGCCCUCGAGAAGCUUGCAGCUCAGCCACAAGAGCUGCGAUUGAGCAGUGUUCCUACUGAGAUCCCUAUUGUACCCCAAACUAAACAAAUGAGAAAAGAACUUCCAGUUUUUGAUGCUUUUGACAUUGAUAAUUUUUUCGAUGCAUUGAAGAUGCCAGAUGCUCAAUCAAAAGCAUCACCCAAGCUGGAAGCUCUGCCCUUGAAGAAAGAAAUUAAAGUGGAACUCCCUGAAGAAUCCAUCUCUGCUGAAAACAUUCCUAACUUUGCCGCCCUGAAGGAAGAGCAACCUUGCAUGAGUCCCCCUUACUUUGUCCCUGCCUCUGUAGACAGGCCUCAGCCACAAGCUCCUUCAAUGUUCUUGUCAUCUGCUAUAUCUGAAACCUACUAUGAACCUGCUGAUAGAGUCAGUUUUAACCCUGAUAUUUCAGCCAAUGAAAACCAGCAUCCACCACUGACAAAGUCAUCAAAAGAUCUAGUCUUGGUUCCUCAGCCCAAAUUCAUGAGCUCACAGGAGAAAAUUGAUGACCUGCUGAGUUAUUUCUCAGAUGAUGGCUCUGAUGUCUCUUCCCUCCAUACUGAUUCUAGCAGCUUUUACUUGGAUCGCUCUGCCACGCAGGACUUUCUGGAUGAUACCUUCUACCAGAAAUCAUAUCACAUGGAUCAGUAUAACAGCUACCAAAGGCAAAUGGAUCACCAGCUGAGCCCAUUGUCAAGCAGCUCUUCUCUAUCUGGGGAGGAUGACAUUGCAUUAGAAGAAGACCAUUCCACUGACAUGCUGGAGACUGCACUUGGGGAGAAUCCAUCCACUAACUCUUUCAAAGAUGGAGAUGUUCUCUGUAUGCAUGAUGAAUUCAAAUUAGACUUCUCUGACUUCUUCCCUGCUUCAGAGGGAUCCCUGGACUUGAUCAAAAACGGCCAGUAGGCUUUCCUGUGGUGUAAUACUUGUUUUACACUCUCAAAGACGUUCACACUGUAUGGCAUAUUGUCAUGUGUAGCUUUUUUUAUGAUGCUGUUGCUGCUGGUCAGCAUGGCUGUGGCAAGCCGGCUCCUGUCACAGGUCUUACUGCUGGCAGUGGGGCACCGUGGCAUUCGCUUGUCACAUGAGCAUAAAGACAAGAAGUAACUAGGGAGGUGAGGUACAGAAAUAGAAUGAAGAGGGACACGUGACUCACCUGCCGGUCAGUGGUCACUUAGUCAACUCUCCCAAGUGCAUAAUGAGACUCAAAGAAAAACAAAAGCAGAUCUUCAAACACUGGUUGUUUGGAUCUGCAAUAGUUUGUUCAAACAUGGCAAAUAUGUUCAUUAUCUUUAUGAUAUUUAGCCUUUUCUCUUGGUGUGAAUUGUCACAUUUUAAAACUAAACAUGUUCAAUGUGGUACCUGGCAAUUUACAAAGUAAUAUCAGACAUUUAAUCUGCUUUAAGUUUCAGAAUUAAUUUAUAUUUAUGAUUUUUUUUUUAUCUUGAUCAUUUCUGUAAUCAUUUCACAUUAAAACAUUACAAUUUAAGAAAAACUAAAUUUGUUUCUUGUAAAUAAUCAUUUUUAUUGAUUUAAAUUUUGUUGUUUUUUUUUCUUCAAAAUGAUUUUUUUUUCUUUCUUGCUUAUUUUUUAAAUGAAAAAUUCUUGUCUAUUUUGAUUAUUGUUGUAGAAAUUUAUUUCUUCAGUACUAUUAGAUAAAUAUUUAUAGAAAUAGGCCUACUUUGGAUAAUUUCAACUACACCAAGAAAAUGUCUCUGUUUAAUUAUUUUGUUGAACGUGUUUUUUAUUAAAUAACAUUUUUGUUUCAUGAUAAAAACAAUUCAUGUUUUGACACUGCUUUGAUAGCAGCAGAUCAUUUAUUAUGCCAUCCACUUUUGUCCUGUCCUUUCAAAGCUGUUCACAAUAAUAAUCGUAAUUCUUGUUCAAUGGUCAGUGCUGGUCACUUGCUUAUUUCAUUAUUAGUAGCACAUUAACAUUUUUUUUUUGCUGUCACUGGGAUACGUAGUCUCAUUAGCGUUGUGUCAAUGACAUAUUUGUAUCAUUUCAUUGGUUAUUAAAUAUCGCUGCAGCAUACUGAGGUCAUUGCAGGUCAUGACCUUAAUUUUUUUUUAUUGAAUUGCUUUUUUAUUAAACAUGAUGGCAUAUGCAGUAGACAAAAAAAAAAUGUCAUGCUGGCUCGUGACCUUUUUUUUUUCUGCAUGUGAAAAUUAAUUGUCAGUACAAUUGUCAUGCGGGACAUGACUAGGACAGAUUUUAAGCUGGCUUAAAAGGUUUUAUGGAAUUGUACAUUUAUAUAAAUAUAUAUAUAUAACUAUUUGUUGUAUUGCCUAAUUAUACAAAAUUGUUCUGUUAUCUUCCAAGGUCAGGGUCAGCCCCUCUUCCCUUCAAUUUACUUCCCAUUACACUCAAGUUUAUUUUAAAAAAGUAUUUAAAGAAAAGAAAAGAAACAAUUACUUGUCAUCAUUUAAUCUCAGCUCUACAUUAAAUUUGUUUCCCAACUAGUGCUGGCCACUUUUGAGGAAGCAAUUUUAAAAUCUAGAGUAGAGAAAAAAAAGGUUUUAUCCACUUAAAGCUUUGUGGUUCUUUCAUAUUUUUUUUUUAUUGUAGGCUUUUGGGAAAGGGGGAGGAUAAUUUUCCUGCUCAAAAAUCAAACCAUAUUUAGCUAUAAAAAUGGUCAAAGCCUUUGUAAAGUAUGGCUUAAUUUUGAAUAUAUCCUGUGAUCUACACUUGGCAUGCUGGCGUGCUUCUAACAGGGAUCAUGUUAUAUUCUUGAUUACAAUAUUUUAUAUAAAUAUGGCAAAUGGGCAUUUUUAUUGUUUUUCAAUUUCAUACUUUGCCAUUAAAUUUUUUUUUUAGGUUUUCUUUUAAUCAACCAAAGAAAAAGAAAAUUACAAAAUAAUGGGAAAAUUAUAUUUCCAGUCUUGAUGGUCAGCUGUCCUACUCACUGGCUGAGAAGUCCCAAAUGAGUGAGGAACUUCCUUACUUUGCUGUUCAGAGGGGAAAUAACUCUUAAAGUUUGGGCUGCAUUCAGAAUGGUUUAUUAAGGAAGGGUUGUCAACAGAAAACAAAGUUGUAUUAUCCAAUGUUUUUGUUGUUUUUUUAAAACUCUCCUGUUUGGAUAGGUGUCUUCAUUGUUAUACAAGCCUAAGUGUUGUCUCUCUGUGCCUUCUCUGCGUACUCUCUUGUCUAAUACCACCAUUAGAUGCUUGUGAAAUCUUUUUCACCUUUCUGGAUAACCUGUGUCUUUUUUUUUAUGUUUUUGUUUUUGUAAAAACAAAUCAAAUAAAUUAUACAUUAAUUAACAAAAAUA